AUGGCCCAGAUCUAUUUGCUAGUGGCAGGAGUGAUGCUCUGCUCCAUCCCUGCUUGCUCUCUUGGCAACAAAGAAAUCUUCAUAUAUUUAAGACAGAUGAAGAGGAUCCCCUUUCAGUCGUGCCUAGAGGACAGAACCGACUUCAAAGUUCCUUGGAAAAGAGAGAAUAUCACCCAAAUCCAGACGACUCAAGGCACCGUUUAUUGUCAACUGAUGCUCCAACAGAACUUCAACCUCUUCACCACGGAGGGCAGCCAUGCUGCUUGGAACAACACCCUCCUCGAUAAACUUCUCUCUAACCUUGAUCAGAGGCUGGACCGACUGGAGCAGAUGAAAAAAGGCAAUCUAGAUUGUCUCGGUUUGGGACUUGCUGCCCAGGAGUAUUUCCAUGGAAUCCAUCUCUACCUGAAGGCAAAGGAAUACAGCCCCUGUGCCUGGGAGGUUGUCAGAGUGGAAACUGAAAGGUCCUUUCCUUCAUGUAAGAAUCCUCAAAGAAAUGUCAACAAAUAA
Messenger RNA from Globicephala melas (long-finned pilot whale), 510 nucleotides. Lineage: Eukaryota; Metazoa; Chordata; Mammalia; Artiodactyla; Delphinidae. The record is from RefSeq and is a predicted model, not a curated record.